Messenger RNA from Rasamsonia emersonii CBS 393.64, 2727 nucleotides. RefSeq names its product degradation of 2 Precursor. Bases 1 to 2727 code for a protein of 908 amino acids. The record is from RefSeq and is a predicted model, not a curated record. NCBI's taxonomy places the organism in Eukaryota, Fungi, Ascomycota, Eurotiomycetes, Eurotiales, Trichocomaceae. The transcript has 9 exons. Gene Ontology annotation, molecular function: oxidoreductase activity.
AUGGCAUCUCUGUCGCCAGAAGAGAUCCAGGCACUCCUAGAAGGCCCAGCUGCCACUCCGCCUCCAGGUGUCUCGGUCAACCUCGACGACCCUCCAAACCACAGAACGGCGGCACGGACUGCCUUGAUGAUCUGCUUUGUCAUUGCCACGUUGGCGGUUAUCUUGCUCGUAUACACGAAGGCAGUGAUGGUUCGCAGUUUUCGGCUUUCUGACUGGAGUUUUCGCUGGUUACUUUGUGCCGUGUUGGCUGACCACCAUUAUUGCUCCAGGCGUGGAUCAGUGGAAUCUACGCCUGAAAGACUUCGGGACCCUGCUCCUGUUUCUCGAGUUAUUUGCGCCGGCGGGGUUGACAAACACAAUGUACUGGGCCUGCCACUCGCUCAUCUGGAUCAACUUGCUCUUCUACCUCAUCAGUACGUUUCUGGAGAUCUUUUCGUGCAAGCCCCGCCAAAAAGCGUGGAACCCCCUGAUCACAUCGGGGUCCUGCAUCGACACGCUCGUCCUCAAUGUCGCCGCGAGCGCCAUCAACGCCGUCUCAGAUCUGAUUCUACUCAUCCUGCCGCAGCUGAUGAUCUGGCGGCUGCGCAUGGCUGUGCAGCGUCGGAUCGCCGUCUCAGCCGUCUUCCUGAUCGCGAUUUUCGCCUGCGUCUCAUCCAUCACCCGGCUCGCCUACGCGAUCCUUCUGUUUCAACACCCCAACAACAUUUCCCACUAUCUCUUCCUGAUGGGCCUAUGGACGAUCCCCGAGCUGGCGUCAGGCAUCGUCGUUGCAUGCAUGCCCGUGAUGCCGCGGUUCUUCCGGAGCCUCAAGGCCAGUGUGCUGUCCUCGCGUCUGGGCGCCUCGCUGCAGGGUCUGCUGGGUCGCUUGUCGCUGCGCAGCUGGAAGACGUCCUCGCACUCCUCACAGGGCAGCCACAGUCAACCGCGACCAUGUACCGUAGUACAUCUACCGAAAUUGCAAGAGAGUUCCAUGAUGGAAAUUUCGCCCGCCUCACCAGGGAUACUAUGAGCUCGAGGCCAGGUCGAUGGCAAGGGUGUCAGCGCUGUCCCGCGGUGAGGGGCAAUCAGCUGUGUAACCAUUUUUUGACUGAGGACCCCUGUCCAGAUAGAAAUGAAGCUAAUGCAUGCCGUUGCAACCACGGACUCUUGCCUUGUCUCUGUCCAGCCAGGCGAGGGGCCGAAACGCCCGCAGGGUGGGGGAAUCAUGCGGUUCGUUGUUUCCCAAUUUGCAGAGAGUCGCAUCGGCCUCUCGACGGAAGGAGCGACUGUCGAGAGACGCCGACAGCUUCUCCCUCUUUCCUUUUCGAGACCACAGCGCGACUUCAAGCAAUUUCUCUGUCGCUGAUCACUCGCCUAUCUAUCACAAUGGCCUCGACACUCACGCUUGGUGGUGGUUUUGCCCUUGUCACAGGCGCUGCUGCGGGAAUUGGCAAAGAGACGGCCUUCGCCUUCGCUGAAGCGGGCGUCGAGGGUGUCAUCUUUGCCGACCUGAACAAAGCGCAGGCCGAGUCGGCGGCCGAGGAGAGCAAGACGUACGCCCAAAAUCCCAAUUUUCGUGCCGUCGUGGUCGAGGUCGACAUUGUGGACGAGGCGGCGGUGCAGAACAUGGUCGAGGUCGCCGUCAAGGAGUUUGGGCGCAUCGAUUACUGUGUGCAUUGCGCUGGAGUAGGCAACCUCUCCGGCGCCACCGUGGACAACAUCAAGACCGACGUCUUCGACCAGGCAGUCGCGGUCAACAUCCGUGGCACCAUGCUGGUCCUGAGGGCUGUCUCCAAGGCGAUGGCCGCCCAGGAACCGCGCACGCAUGUUAGCAGGCGUGCGCGUCAUUCCUCGACACCGCGCAGCCUCGGCCGCGGUGCUAUUGUCACCCUCGCCUCGGUCAAUGGCCACGUUCCUGCGCCCGGGAUGACGCCGUACACCAGUUCCAAGCACGCCGUAAUUGGGAUCACGAAGACGGCCGCACUCGAUAACAUCAAGCACCAGAUUCGCGUCAACGCUGUCUGCCCGUCCUGGACGGACACCCCAAUGCUGCAGGCCAGCCUGCAGCGCGUGCCCCAGCUAGGUCCGAUCAUCCAGCGCUUCUCGCCCGCGGGAAGACCCGCGACCACGGAGGAGGUGGUCGACUACAUUCUGUUCUUGUGCAGUCCGUCGGCUAGCUAUAUCAACGGGACGAGCUUGCUGAUCGAUGCGGGAUUGACGUUGACUGCGCAUGGUGCUGGCAAUCUAUGUACUCGACUUGAUAUUAAUUUGCCCUGCACUUGCUCUUCCCUGAUACCUACUUCAUCUCGAUCAAGUCCGUCUAGUCUAGGGCUGGGCACGAAUAAGGACUUUCUUAUUCGUAUUCGACUUUCUAUUUGCAAUUCAUCUCGCAUUCGAAUUAUUUGCAUACUUCGUAAUAAUUUUGCUAACCCAUCGCGUUGUCGCAUCUUUGUUUACUCUGAGAUGCUGUCAGAUGACAAUACUUCUUUAUUGGGGAUAUACUCCUCAGCUAUGCAGUCUGUUGUCAGCGGGACACAACGCCCUCAUCGAUACUUCAUUCUAGGUUACGUUAACUGCUUUUCCGGGCCUAGUCUAAAUCUCAAUGAAAACAAAGGGGCAUUGCAAGUGGCUAACUGUGCUGAAGAUCGUUGCAACCAUUGUUGGAUCGCAGAUGGCGAUUGCGUGGACCCAAUCAACCGAGCUCAAUCCAUCGGAUCUGAUCAGAUUGAUGCUCAUCGUCCUCAGUGA